UGGAAAAAGAGAGAAAAAAAGGAAAGAGCUCAACAAAUAAACAAAAAACAAAAAACCUCAAGAUUAAGAGGCGCCGUUGCAAAGGCAUUGCCUCAACACAUAACUACUACUACUACUACUUACUGACGUUUGGCAUCUUUACAAGAUGACCAUAUACAGCCUCUUCAUUUUGAGUAAGUCAGGAGGUCUUAUAUAUCAUCAUGACCAUAACAUCCCAACCAUAGAGCAGGAGAAGACUUUCAGUUACCCUCUAGAAGUGAAACUUGAUGUCCAGAACCGCAAUAUCGUUGUUGCAUAUGGUCAGCGUGAUGGAAUCAAAGUUGGCCAUACAUUGGUUGCUGUUAAUGGCCUUAAAGUGACGGGGACUCAGAUGGAUGAUGGGCGUCAUGCCUUAAAAGUGCUUGAGGAUGAAAAUAAUUACCCCAUCAGCUUGAAAUUUGCUAGACCAAAGCUAACAACAAAUGAAAAAAUUUUUCAGGCUUCGAUGUUUUAUCCUCUCUAUGCAUUGGCUUGUCAAUUGAGUCCUGAGCAAAGAAGCUCUGGAAUAGAAGUACUUGAAGCUGAUAUUUUCAGAAUGAACUGUUUUCAGACACUUACAGGUGUUAAAUUUAUGUUGAUCAGCGACCAAAAGCAGGGCAGCGUAGAUGCAUUACUUCACCGAGUCUAUGAGCUGUACACUGACUAUGCCCUCAAAAACCCAUUUUACUCCUUGGAAAUGCCAAUUAGAUGUGAAUUAUUUGAUGAACACUUGAAAAGUACUUUAGAGCAGGCUGAGAGAUCAGGAAUCAGCAAUAUAUAGAUACUGUAUCUUACGUUUCUCCAGUUAUAUUUGUGAAGCUUUGCUAUUCCAUACCCUACAAGAAGCCAGAUUUCAAAGCAAGUAUCACCAUAUUUACAGGAAAGUACAUAGAAGUGGAUAUUAAUUUAGCUUUUUACAAGGAUUGGGAAUAUGAACAGCAGGCUGCUUUUAUCAGAUUAUUCCUUUACCAGUGUAUCAAUCUCCUCUUCAGGAUUAGAGAUGAAUCACUCAUCUAUUUUAGAAAUCCAUCUCCCACUUUAAUGCCACGUUCUGCUGUUCAUUGGGAAUUGAUUUCACUGGAAACACAGGGUACACUGAAAGUACACAUUGAUAAAUGACACUGGGUUUGUUCAUAUAGUAUUUUUCUUAUAAAGCAGUCUCUUGCUGUGUUAAAAUAUCCUGUAAAUCACAGACCACGGAUAAUAUUUUGCUAGUUGUUAACAUUACAUUAAGGCAUCUGUAUCACAUUGUUCCUCUGACCUGCAUGAGUAUAUAAACUGCCAAGAUCUCUACCAAACUGAAUUGGUGUCAAAAAACUUAGCACACACUGUCAGUGGCUACAUGCAUAGCAGGAUCUGAGAGAACACCACACUCUGGGCGAGUGUGCCACCCAGGAUGAUCACGACGCCCUCCACUCCUUUUGCGAGGAACACGUCGAGGAGACCCAGAGGGAGCUGAAGAAUCAUCACUUGUGUCACCAGGAACUUGUGUUGGACGAACAGGAAUUGCUGCAGGACCCCAAGGAAUUCCAAGAUGCUCAGGUGAUGGAGCAUCUCGUCGAGGAGAACAGGAACUAGGGUUUGAUUGAGGCUUUUGUAUAACAUUAUGUGUCGUGAUCCGUUGAGGAUUCCGUAAACCUUCUCGGAACUGACGUGGAACACUGCGGGCAGUCAGGCUGUGUACCUGCAAUACGCAUAUGGUCAAUAAAUGUUUAUAAUUAUGGAGAAGUGUUAAAUACUUGGUACUAUAUGCCACUGGAGUAUUACAAACUACUGUAUGUAUAUACAGUUUUUUAAAAACAGUGUUGCAAUAAAUUAUAGGACUUACAA
Macrobrachium nipponense is the source of this 1848-nucleotide messenger RNA. RefSeq names its product trafficking protein particle complex subunit 4-like (gene Trs23). The coding region runs from base 146 to 799 and encodes 217 amino acids. The transcript has 6 exons. Gene Ontology annotation, biological process: endoplasmic reticulum to Golgi vesicle-mediated transport. The record is from RefSeq and is a predicted model, not a curated record. Gene Ontology annotation, cellular component: TRAPP complex. NCBI's taxonomy places the organism in Eukaryota, Metazoa, Arthropoda, Malacostraca, Decapoda, Palaemonidae.